CUCUGUCUCUCUCUCUCUCUCUUGCUGAUACAGUGGAGGUGGAGAUUUCCAAUCCCACCCAGUCACACUGAGAAAGGAUUUGGUAAGGUUUCCCCAGAAGAAGCCACACUGAGGAAAUUCUCAGCAGCAGCCUGAACUACACUUGGAGUGAGUUUGCAGUCUUCUAUGCACGGAAUUGGGGGCAGAAGCAGCUGUAUGGUUCCUGGAUGAGAGCCAAGGGAGCUUCAUGGUGAAGAAGUGAGAAGGAUCACACUGAAAUAUUGAAAGAACUAUUUCAUUGAAUGUACCUGCUAUUCAAGAUUUUAGGAUGGAAACCUUUUGUUUAAGAGUCUCCUUGCUACUGCUUGUCACUGGAUGUGUCCUCAGCGACAGUUCUGACAGAUAUUACACCAAUCUGAGUGAUUCUGGAAACUAUUUGACCACGUACUCUGGAAUAGAGCCCAGCUUACUCCUUACUACUAGCCGACCCAUGGUACCCAACAAAACAAACUAUUGCUCCCAACGGACUAAAAUUGUUGACACUUUCAAAUACGUUAACACAGUGAUAGCUUGUAUUAUUUUCAUCGUUGGAUUGGUUGGGAAUGCAACUUUGCUGAGGAUCAUUUACCAGAACAAGUGUAUGAGGAAUGGCCCCAAUGCGCUGAUAGCUAGCCUGGCACUAGGAGAUCUUAUCUAUAUUGUCAUUGAUAUUCCUAUCAAUGUAUAUAAGCUUCAUGCUCAGCGGUGGCCAUUUGCGGAUUCUGAUUUUGGGCUGUUUCUUUGCAAAUUCCUCCCCUUUAUACAGAAGGCAUCAGUGGGCAUCACAGUCCUCAAUCUCUGUGCCCUUAGUGUGGACAGGUACAGAGCAGUUGCCUCCUGGAGUCGUGUUCAGGGAAUUGGUAUCCCCAUGAUCACUGCUAUUGAAAUUUUCUCCAUUUGGAUUCUCUCCUUUAUAUUGGCUAUUCCAGAAGCAAUUGGUUUUGUCAUGAUACCUUUCAAAUACAAAGAUGAAGAUCAUAUUACCUGCAUGCUCAAUGCUACAAACAAGUUUAUGAUGUUUUACAAAAACGCAAAGGAUUGGUGGCUGUUUGGAUUUUAUUUCUGCGUGCCACUAGCAUGUACGGCUGUCUUUUACACACUAAUGACUUGUGAAAUGUUAAACAGAAGGAACAGCAAUUUGAGAAUUGCCCUCAGUGAACAUCUUAAGCAGCGUCGAGAAGUUGCAAAGACAGUUUUCUGUCUGGUAGUGAUUUUUGCCCUUUGCUGGUUUCCUCUCCAUUUGAGCCGAAUUUUGAAGAAAAUGGUAUACAAUGAAUUGGACCCUAACAGAUGUGAACUGUUCAGUUUCUUGUUGCCACUGGAUUACAUCAGCAUUAACCUGGCAACCAUGAAUUCUUGUAUAAACCCCAUAGCUCUCUAUUUUGUGAGCAAGAAGUUUAAAAACUGUUUCCAGUCAUGUCUCUGCUGUUGCUGCUACCAGUCCAAAAGUCUAGUGACGUCAGUGCCAAUGAAUGGAACAAGCAUUCAGUGGAAAAACCAUGAACUAAAUAACCACAAUACAGAUCGAAGCAGCCAUAAGGACAGCAUAAACUGAGACUGAAGGACACUGAGACCACUUCAAUCCAGGAGGAAAAAAAUGUCACAUGAAAGCUGUUUAAACAGGAAAUCCACUGAGUGUUCCACAAAAUAUAAUCCAUUCAGAAGUUCUUUGCCCUUCUACCUAAUUUCAGAGGUGAUUUAAUGGAUUUACUAUAAAUUUAAAGAUCUGCAAAUUGGGAUCCUCUUGACAAUGUUGCUGUCUCUGAAAAUUACAUCACCUUCUUAUGAAAAUGAAAGUCUCACACAGCACUGUGCAGGAUGUUUGCAGUCUUUGACCCAAGCAGGAAGAGUUCCGUAUGUACCUGGACCUAGCCAUCUUUUUACUUGAUGGCCGAUUAGAAUUAGUCACCAUGGGAUUUUCAGAAGAUGUUGAAUAUGGAAUCUGUGAGGAUAUAGUUUAUCUCUGUCUUUUUGCCACUUUUUAAAGGAAACAUUUAACUGAGUGGUGAAUAUAUUCUGUAUAAAAGUAUGUUUAGCAUGAAUUUUAAAAGCUUUUAUCUGGAAAUGUGUCAGUCCACACCUGUAUUUUAUUUACUUAAUUUUACAGAAUGAGACAAUCCAUUAGCUGGGAAAUUAGCAUUUCACUAUUCAAAGAUAGGAAUAGACCAUCUAAAAAUAGCACCAACAUUAGGCACUUACAGCACAGACUGAUACCAAAAGCAGGGUAUUAUAAUGUGCUAUUUAUUCUAACCCUCUUUACAAAAUAAACAUAUAUUUUUCUAUAUCAGCAAAAGAGCAAUCAUUUGUAAAAGAGAAUCUUGAAGCACAUGUAUAAUUAGCCAGUCAUGUUUAUCUCUUAGGCUUGUUAUUCUGCAGAGACUGUAUCUGUUUUGGAUUGAAAUUGAAGUGGAAUGCAGCAAUAUCAAUGGAACACAGUAAAGUGUUACAAAAAGUGUCCAAAACUCUUCCUAGAAGAUGGUCACUAAAUUACAGAUAUGCAGAAUACUGCUUACAAAUUGUGGACCUGAAGUUUAAGUCCAUGUGGGCAAAACUCCUGUUGGAGUCCAUAGGAGUUGUGCAUGCAUAUGUUCUGAAGCGUGUGUGUGUGUGUGUGUGUGUGAGAGAGAGAGAGAGAGAUGCUUACAAAGUUCAAACAUUUAAAAUGAGUUUGAUGUUUUUAUUGGGGUUAUUAACCAUAUAAAUGCAACUGACAAUAUAAUGUAUAGAUGCUAUUGCUCGCAUACAUGUAAACAUGUGACAUAACUUUUUCUUUGUUAUUGUCAACUUUUUGGUUACAUGGCAUGAAAAUCAUUGUCUGGCUGUUACAUUUGCUGAUUAGGUCGCAUUUUACUAAAUAGUGGAAUGAAAUAUAGCACUAUCAUAUACAAUAUGCCUGCUGCAGAAAUCUGCCAUAAGAUUUAUAGCAUCUGUUUUUCCAGGUUGAAAGGUAAUAGCCACAGCUACACAAUGUAGUUCUUAACAUCCAGUUGUGUUUCAAGUGGAAGACAUGAGCCUGCACAUUAUUCACAAAGUCAAAAUAUUAAGUGACUACAGUGACUUCCACUGCACAAUUUCUCAAAUGUUUACAUGCACAGUGUAUAUUAAAAAACUGCUCCGUAAAUUA
Molecule: messenger RNA, 3142 nt
Organism: Caretta caretta (loggerhead turtle)
Lineage: Eukaryota; Metazoa; Chordata; Testudines; Cheloniidae
Gene: EDNRA
Product: endothelin receptor type A
Biological process (GO): developmental pigmentation; enteric nervous system development; vasoconstriction
Cellular component (GO): plasma membrane
Molecular function (GO): endothelin receptor activity
Source: RefSeq, a predicted model, not a curated record